AUGGAAUAUGCAAAUGCCAGUCACAUCGAAAGAGCGAAUCGAAAUCAGGACAAUGAAGUGAAGGGGAAAAGUGAAAAGAUGAAUGGAGACUCAGUGGCCGUUGAGCCAGCAAAGACCGUGAAUCCGUCAGCGGGAAAACUCGAUCCUGAAAUGAAGCUCAACGUGGAAGAUAUUUCGAUGCUUCGAUCAGACUCAGUGAAUUCCAUCAACACAAGCUCUGGACGAUCAAGUCGACUUGGCAGGGUGUUCCAUGCACGGCAUGCGAAAUCGUCUAAGAAUCGUGGAAAUCAACCACGAGGAGAAGUGGAGAUGUCAAUUCGUUACGCCGAUGCGAUAAGGAAGCUGGUGGUGCAGGUGCUCGGUGCUCGGAACCUUUUACCAUGGGAAAAGGAGGGACAGUGCAAUCCGUACGCCUCGGUGAAGGUCAUAUCUGUAGAGCACAAUAAGGAGGUUGCAAAACGUAAAACCGGCGUUGUCAAGAACUCGCUGAAUCCCGUGUUUGACAAUCAUUUUGAAUUUGACAUGGACGCACAGGAUUUGCACAACUACAAACUUCAAAUAUUAAUCAAGGAUGAUACCAGAUAG
Messenger RNA from Ostertagia ostertagi, 585 nucleotides. NCBI's taxonomy places the organism in Eukaryota, Metazoa, Nematoda, Chromadorea, Rhabditida, Trichostrongylidae. The record is from the annotation of a GenBank genome assembly.